AUGACGCCACACUCUGAGCCGCUGGCUCCCCCACGGGAUCUCAGCCACCACUUCACGCGCGCCACCAAGAACCGCCAGGCGUCGGCCAUCAAGAUGUUCUACAAGUUCUUCCAGAUCCCCGGGAUAGGAAAUCUAGCUGGAGGUCUUCCCAACGUCAGCCUCUUCCCCUUUGACACCCUCGAGGCGCAAAUCGCCAAACCGGAGCGCUGGGAUCCCACGCCCAACGAGCCUGGCCCGCCAUCAGCCUCCCACAUCACCGUGCCCAAGACCAACUCAGAAGCCGACCCGCUCAAGAAGAUUGAUCUCUCCACGGGCCUCCAGUACGGCACCGCAGAGGGCUACCCACCGCUGAGGAGCUUCAUCCGCCAGUUCACCAGGAAUCACCUCCACCCUCAUGUUCCCUACCUGAACGGGCCCGAGGUCAUCCUCACGUGCGGCAGCACCGAUGGCUUCCACAAGACGAUUGAGAUGCUCAUGGAGCCCUGGCUGCCCGACCGCGAUCCCGUCGAGGCCAGGCCCGGCAUGCUGUGCGAGGUGUUUGUCUACAUGAACGCGCCCGACACCGCCAGGCCCAAGGGCGCGCAGAUGGUCCCCGUCGAGGUCGACGCCGAGGGCAUGCUCGUCCACGGCAAGGGUGGUUUGCAGGACGUCCUGGAGAACUGGGACCCCAGGAACGGCGCGCGGCCGAGGCUCAUGUACUCGGUCACCAUGGGCCACAAUCCCACAGGCGGCGUGCUGUCGGUCAAGAGGAGGAAGGACAUUUACAAGCUGUGCUGCGAAUACGAUGUCAUCAUCGUGGAAGACGACCCUUACUGGUACCUGCAGUACCCCUCGGCCGCCGAGGAGGAGGCCAAGUCGCGCGAGCUCCCCUUUUCCAUCCGCGAGCACUACAAGCCGACAAAGUCGAGUGGAUACGAAUUCCUCGACUCGCUCGUCCCCUCGUUUUUGAGCAUGGACGUCCAAGGUCGCGUCAUCCGCCUCGACACAUUCUCCAAGACGAUUGCUCCGGGCUGCCGUCUGGGCUGGAUCACGGCGCAGCCCGCCUUUAUCGAGCGUCUUCUCCGCAUCACAGAGACGACCACACAGCAGCCCUCGGGCUUUGUGCAGACCAUGGUGGCCGAAGCCAUCAUGGGGCCCCAACCACCCGCCGCCACGCGAUCCUUCCUCUCCCUCUCGCGCAGCGAGCAGCAGUCCUUUGAGGGCUGGCAGACCGACGGUUGGGUCCGCUGGCUCUCUGGUCUACGCGGCGUCUACGAGCGUCGCAUGAACACCAUGGCCUCUCUCCUCGACGAGCACGCCUACCAACUCAAGCAGUCCACGCCCGUCGCCGACCAAGACGCCGAGUGGGGCGUCAUCUCCAAGACGAAGCUCAUGAGCUUUGACUGGCCCCGCGGCGGCAUGUUCAUCUGGCUGCAGAUGCACUUUGAGUCGCACCCGCUCUUCAACGCCCGCGGCACCACCUACCCCGUCCUCGACGGCCCGCUGAUGAGCAAGGCCCUCAUGGUGCACCUGACAAAGGCGCCUUACAAGGUACUCGCGGCGCCGGGCACCAUCUUUUGCGCGAACGAGAGUAUCCUCGCCGAGCGUGGAUGGCGCUUCUUCCGGCUGUGCUUUGCGGCGGAGGAGGAUGAGGCUGUGGGGCCGAGCGCGAGGAGGUUUGGCGAGGGCGUGCAGCGGUUCUGGAGGAUCAAGAAGGUCGAGACCAUUGAGAAGCUGGUGGACGAGCUUGACUAG
Emericellopsis atlantica is the source of this 1734-nucleotide messenger RNA. Its product is annotated as aromatic amino acid aminotransferase 1. The coding region runs from base 1 to 1734 and encodes 577 amino acids. The transcript is spliced from 3 exons. Lineage: Eukaryota; Fungi; Ascomycota; Sordariomycetes; Hypocreales; Bionectriaceae. Gene Ontology annotation, biological process: biosynthetic process. The record is from RefSeq and is a predicted model, not a curated record. Gene Ontology annotation, molecular function: pyridoxal phosphate binding; transaminase activity.